Lichtheimia ornata is the source of this 585-nucleotide messenger RNA. RefSeq lists its product as uncharacterized. NCBI's taxonomy places the organism in Eukaryota, Fungi, Mucoromycota, Mucoromycetes, Mucorales, Lichtheimiaceae. The record is from RefSeq and is a predicted model, not a curated record. Gene Ontology annotation, molecular function: nucleic acid binding. The coding region runs from base 1 to 585 and encodes 194 amino acids. The transcript is spliced from 3 exons.
AUGUCCAAUGCACUCGCUCAUUACCUGGGACGCAUGAAAAUCAAGCACAAAUUAACCUCGGCAUUUCACCGCACAAACGCCAAAGCCGAACGCACAAAUGGAAUUGUUAAACAAAUGAUCCGAAAGUACGUUAAUGGAGAUAUCAAUCGUUGGGAUGAUUACGUGCAACAAGCUAUUUUCGCAUGCCAGGAAGCGGAACCAACUCGUGAAACAUUGGCUCAAGGCCGUGUACUGUAUGUUCGAGCGUUACGUGAAGCACGUCUCUUAGCAGAACAACGACUCAAGAAUAACGCCAAACAUGACAAAGAGCGAUGGGAUUCUAUCAUGAAACCCUCAAGCCCAUAUCGCAUCCUUGCUCGCAACUCUGACACUCACGUAUCAAAUUCAAGACAUGCAAAGCAACACGUACGCUUCGUGGGUUCAUACCGAUCGUCUGCGACCAAUUCACCUCACUCGUCACCGCCUACACAACCAUGGUACGAUCCAACAAGCUCCAGAGCCAACAUUCGGCAACAACUUUCAACGCUCACACCACAAAAAUUGCUCGAGGACGACCAACAAUUUCGGGAGGGGAGCAAUACGUAA